AUUUGACUCUCUCGGACCAAUUUCGAUGUCUUUCUUUCGGCGCUCUGUCCAUGAAAAGAUGGAUGAUUCUGCAACAGCGUCGAGCAACGAUGUCUUGUCUUCGCACGAGAUAGUGUCAACCACAGGUGACCUCAAGUUUGUGGUUGAGCAGCGGUGCAACGGCUCGCAGCCAUCUUACCAAGAAGUAUCUGGUGCGCCUGUCGAGACUAAAUCAUCUCUUGGAUAUGCUGUUGGACCUGUGACGAUUGUCUUGAUCAACAUCGGCAAGAUGAUAGGAACCGGCGUCUACUCAACACGUAUGUCUUCCUCGCAGAAUUGGGGACCAUCACUGCUGACAAAAGCGCANGCGGCGACCAUACUUAAAGGUACCGGCUCUGUUGGAACCAGUCUGAUCUUUUGGGCCUUGGGGCUCCUUACGUCGGGUACAUCACUCGCAGUAUAUCUCGAGUAUGCGUCUUACUUCCCAAAUCGAUCAGGCUCAGAGGUCGUGUACUUAGAGCAAGCAUUUCCGCGACCGAAGUACUUNUUUCCAAUCGCCUUUGCCGUGCAGACGGUGAUUCUGUCCUUCAGUACGCCAUUGAUAGGAGACCACACACCUUCUGCCUGGGAACUAAAAGGCGUCGCCAUUGCUUGCUAUACUCUGGUCACGUUAUUAUUGAUCUUUCACACCAAAACCUCUUACCGCAUAUCUAAUGCUAUUGGCAUGAUCAAAGUUCUGACAUUGAUCUUUAUUGCCAUUACCGGUCUUGUUGUUCUAAGUGGUCAUACCAGAGUCCAAGAUCCAGGCGCGAAUUUUAGAGAUGCUUUCGAAGGCCAUGCGACUGGGUACGGCCUCACGAACAGUGUGGUCAAGAUUAUCUUCUCAUAUGCUGGGUACGAGAAUGCUUUCAACAUUGUCAAUGAGAUUCAAACGAUCAAGAGAAACGCUUCAUACUCUCUGAUCAUUGUGACUGUGCUGUAUAUUCUUGCAAAUGUUGCUUACUUUGCGGCUGUUUCGAAGAACGAUAUCAGAACGUCAGGCGUGACGGUUGCAAGUCUCUUCUACACCAACAUUUUUGGUCAUGCUAAAGGUGUCAAAGCCUUCAACUUGCUUAUCGCUCUAAGCGCGUUUGGAAAUUUGAUUGCCGUGCAGAUUGGACAAUCUCGUGUUAUUCGAGAAUGCGGAAGACAAGGGGUGUUGCCAUUCCCAAGAUUCUGGGCAUCUACAAGACCAUUCGGUACGCCCAUCGGACCAUAUGUAGUCAAAUGGGCCGUCACGAUUCUUAUGAUUCUGGCACCUCCAGCUGGUGAUGCCUUCAACUUCAUCACAGAUCUCCAGACCUAUCCGGCAGCUGCAUUUGCUUUUACGAUGUCAGUCGGAUUGUACAUCGUGCGCUACCGACGCAAGAAAUUGGGUGUUCCGCGAAGCGAGUUCCGUGCGUGGGACGCUGCUGUGAUGUUCACAAUUCUGCAGAAUCUGUACUUGCUCAUCAUGCCUUGGUAUCCGCCAACAGGAGGAGCGACAGGCGGAGAUGUCAGCUUCUGGUAUGCGACUUACUGCGUCACAGGGAUCGGGAUUCUUCUGCUCUGUGGUGUAUAUUACUACUUGUGGCUGUAUUUGUUGCCCAAGUGGGGAAAGUACCACAUCAAGCAAGAAGUUAUGAUGCUCGAAGACGGAUCAAGCACCAAUUCGCUGGUUAGAGUAGCACUGAGCGACCUGGAGCAAUGGAGCCGGACCCAUGAUGCAGCGGGUAGAUUGGUUGUCACGGGCGUUGAGGUCGAGGCGAAGAACGAAGGCCGCCCUGAACAGGUG
This is a messenger RNA of Aureobasidium musti, 1792 nucleotides long. Lineage: Eukaryota; Fungi; Ascomycota; Dothideomycetes; Dothideales; Saccotheciaceae. The record is from the annotation of a GenBank genome assembly.